AUGUUUUGGAGUAACGGGAAUUCCCUAUGAUAGGAAGUCGAAGUGAAAUACGCUUUAAUUUAUUGAAAUGACGCUCCAAGAAACGGUGGCACACGAAGAGCAACACGACGAAGUAGAAAUCCUUCUUCCGAAUACCACCAUCGUAACCCAUUGUAUCUUGAAAAAUGACAUUCCACGACUGAUAAAAUCAUUUGAAGAUGAGGCAGAUCCUUUCAAAGAAACCAUUGCAGAACUGAUAAACAAACGCGAUCCUGACGGGAAGUCGCCAUUAGAUAUUGCAGCAACACUGGGGCGUUCUGAAAUUGCGAAGGAAUUAUUGCAACGAGGAGCAGAUGUUAAUUCCAUUACCCCAAAGGGCUACUGUGCCUUGCAUCAUGCGGCUGCCUGGGGCCAAAUGGCAGUCCUCAAGGUUCUUGUGGAGUUCAACUUCAACCUGCAGCAGCGUAACACACAUGGUGAGCGUGCCAGAGAGACGGCACUGCGGUACAACCACCCAGAGUGUGUCGACUACCUCGACUGGGCAGAGGCUCGGUUUUUCCUCAUGGAGACAUGCAGAACCACUCAGGAGACCGUACAGGAUGCUGAGAAGGUCAUGGGACGUUUGACCAAGGAAGAUAAGAGUAUAGCGUUAAAUUGCUGCAAGGAGAGAUUGGAGUGGAUUGAUGCAAACCAAGGCGCUACCACCCAGGAUUUCAUUGACCAGAAAAACGCCCUGGUCGAGAUACUUGGACCAAUCCUGCUGAAGAUUUCUGAGCCCCCCCCCGAAAAACCAGAAAAAAAGUAAAUAGGUGAAACAAAAGGCAGUACUUGUGCCUGGAGUGAUUGUCUGUGAUAUGAAGUCAGUGAACUAACAGAAUACGUGGCCGUAACAAAGAAGACUUGUCAGUUCUCAUAUAUUGAUACUAUUGAUUGAUAAUAUUAUUCUUUUCUUUUUUUUUUCAUAGCUAUAUACAUGUAUAUACUCAAAGUGAAAUUAUUUGACUCUAUCAAUUAACUAGAUUUUACAUGUACUUACUAUUUUUAACUGAGAUAUGUGUAACUAAUAUCAUGGAUUGUAAUGUCUGCGUAAUGUGUAUAAUUUUAGGAAAAUUGUUAUACAUGUAUAUAAGGAACUGUUAGAAAGCAUAACAAACAAAUGUAUGUGUACCUGAAGUUCACAUGUUUAAAAUGUGUUGUUGUUGUUUUUUUUCAAUCUAAUUUUGACAAUUAUAAAUGAAAUCAGUUAGUAUAUUGUCCAAAAUAAAAUCUGUUAUUUUCCUCGACUGCGUCACAUUUUGUUUGAUAGCGAACAUUGUUGAAUUAAAGACAAAGACUUAUGCAGAACA
Molecule: messenger RNA, 1325 nt
Organism: Dreissena polymorpha
Lineage: Eukaryota; Metazoa; Mollusca; Bivalvia; Myida; Dreissenidae
Product: ankyrin repeat domain-containing protein 45-like
Exons: 5
Coding region: 68-784 (238 amino acids)
Molecular function (GO): protein binding
Source: RefSeq, a predicted model, not a curated record